ACCUGAAAUUGAAUCACAUCUCAUUUCCGAAAAAAAACUAACCAUCCCACCCUAAUUCCUCUCUCCAUCUCCGAUCGAUCACCAUGUCUCGCCGCACGCUCCUGAUCGUCAGGAAUCUCCUCUCCGCCCGAUUCCCCACGCGAUCCAUCACCUACAUGCCCAGCCCCGGCGACGGAUCUCCCCGCCCCGUCACUCUGAUCCCCGGAGACGGCAUCGGCCCGCUCGUGACCGACGCGGUCGAACAGGUCAUGGAGGCGAUGCACGCUCCCGUCUAUUUCGAGAGGUAUGACGUGCGAGGCGACAUGAAGAACGUGCCUCCGGAGGUGCUCGAAUCGAUUAAGAAGAAUAAGGUGUGCCUGAAAGGAGGAUUGAGGACUCCCGUGGGCGGAGGAGUGAGCUCUCUGAAUAUGAUUUUGAGGAAGGAGCUCGAUCUCUAUGCCUCGCUCGUCCACUGCUUUAAUCUGCCCGGGCUCCCCACGCGCCACGAUAAUGUAGAUAUUGUCGUGAUCCGGGAGAACACUGAGGGCGAGUACGCCGGUCUUGAGCAUGAGGUUAUUCCCGGUGUGGUUGAAAGCCUUAAGGUGAUAACAAAGUUCUGUUCAGAACGGAUUGCAAAAUAUGCUUUCGAGUAUGCCUAUCUCAACAACCGGAAGAAAGUGACAGCUGUGCACAAAGCUAAUAUCAUGAAGCUUGCUGAUGGUCUAUUUUUAGAAUCUUGUCGCGAAGUUGCUAGCAAAUAUCCUAGUAUUCAUUACAAUGAGAUGAUCGUGGAUAACUGCUCAAUGCAACUUGUUUCCAAGCCAGAGCAAUUUGAUGUGAUGGUAACUCCAAACCUUUAUGGGAAUCUGGUUGCAAAUACAGCUGCUGGUAUAGCAGGUGGUACUGGUUUCAUGCCUGGAGGGAAUGUGGGUGCGGAUCAUGCGAUUUUCGAGCAAGGUGCUUCUGCAGGUAAUGUGGGUAAUGACAAAUUACUGGUGCAAAAGAAGGCUAAUCCGGUGGCUCUACUUCUUUCAUCGGCUAUGAUGCUGAGACACCUGCAGUUUCCUUCAUUUGCGGACCGAUUGGAGACUGCAGUGAAGCGCGUAAUAGAAGAAGGUAAAUGUCGAACCAAAGAUCUUGGAGGAAACUGUACCACCCAGGAAGUUGUGGAUGCUGUCCUUGCAAAUCUGGAGUGACUCCAGAUUUCUUAUAGUGAUUUUGAUUUACAUAUUUCAUAGUUAGAGUUUCAUUGUUCCAAGGCUAAUAAUGAUAAGAGGAUCUUCUCAAUUGAUAGGGCAAAAGUAGAAAUUUUGCAUUUGGUAGAGCUGUUUGAUAUCCCAAUAAUGAAAUUAUCAUUUGCUUUUGUGUUCCUUUGAUGCUAA
Salvia splendens (bonfire salvia) is the source of this 1361-nucleotide messenger RNA. RefSeq names its product isocitrate dehydrogenase [NAD] regulatory subunit 1, mitochondrial. Gene Ontology annotation, cellular component: mitochondrion. The record is from RefSeq and is a predicted model, not a curated record. Gene Ontology annotation, biological process: isocitrate metabolic process; tricarboxylic acid cycle. The transcript is spliced from 4 exons. NCBI's taxonomy places the organism in Eukaryota, Viridiplantae, Streptophyta, Magnoliopsida, Lamiales, Lamiaceae. The coding region runs from base 84 to 1175 and encodes 363 amino acids. Gene Ontology annotation, molecular function: isocitrate dehydrogenase (NAD+) activity.